Molecule: messenger RNA, 1698 nt
Organism: Papaver somniferum (opium poppy)
Lineage: Eukaryota; Viridiplantae; Streptophyta; Magnoliopsida; Ranunculales; Papaveraceae
Product: NAD-dependent protein deacylase SRT2-like
Exons: 10
Coding region: 107-1120 (337 amino acids)
Molecular function (GO): NAD-dependent protein lysine deacetylase activity; NAD+ binding
Source: RefSeq, a predicted model, not a curated record
GGUGGUUAACAAAAUAACAGGACCGAGAAAAUUAACGUUGAGAGUGAGAAAACGAAGAAACUGAAGAAGAAUUAGACUUACGGAGGAGAGAUUACAGAUUGAAACAAUGAUGUCGUCACAACCUCUUAAAACCUUAAUUCUUAGUGCCAAACAAGUGUUAGGGACCAAAACCAUAGAUGUGGUUCUGUUAAAUAUGAGACAUGGUCUAUUGCCUCGCAAUGGAGGACAUACCCUAUCUUUACAAGGUAGUCUUAGGCAUAUUCGAACAACAUGCCGCAUUUCAGUUCCUGGGAUGACAUCAAAAAGUGAAGAUAAAGUUUCUCUUGAGUUUUUAAGGGAUAAGAAAAUGGUGCCAAAUUCAGAGCCUCCGAGCAUUAAAGAUAUUGACCUUUUAUACGAGUUUGUCGAUAAGAGUAGCAAUCUCAUUGUUUUAACUGGAGCAGGAAUAAGCACAGAAUGUGGUAUUCCUGAUUAUAGAAGUCCAAACGGAGCUUAUAGUACUGGCUUCAAACCGAUUACACAUCAGCAAUUUGUCCGUUCAAGCCGAGCUCGCAGGAGGUAUUGGGCAAGGAGCUAUGCUGGAUGGAGAAGGUUUAAUGCGGCACAACCUGGUCCAGGUCAUAAAGCUCUUGCAUCCUUGGAAAAAGUUGGCCGAGUAAACUUUAUGAUUACACAGAAUGUUGACAGGCUGCAUCACCGUGCUGGGAGUAAUCCACUUGAGUUGCACGGGACUGUGUACACUGUAGCAUGCUUGGAUUGUGGGUUCUCAUUUUGCCGGAACUCAUUUCAGGACCAAGUCCAGGCUCUGAAUCCGAAGUGGGCAACAGCAAUUGAAAAUUUGAACUUGGGAAGUACCUCAGCAGGGUCAGAAAAGAGUUUUGGCAUUCAGCAGAGGCCUGAUGGUGAUGUUGAGAUUGAUGAGAAAUUUUGGGAGGAAGAUUUUGACAUCCCCAACUGCCAGAAAUGCAAUGGAAUUCUGAAACCUGAUGUUGUCUUUUUUGGUGACAACGUUCCUAAGGACAGAGCUAAUAAAGCAAUGGAAGCUUCAAAAGGGUGUGAUGCCUUUCUUGUGCUAGGAUCUUCCCUCAUGACCAUGUCUGCAUUCCGACUUGUCAGGUAAGGUCUGCAGUUGGCCAAUGAAGCACUCUAGUGAGCGGUGAGUCACCAAAGUCCUGUUAAGAAGAAUAAAAACUUGCAAUUUGAGAAGUAUCUAAAUCUGUACUGUCAGGUCCAUAGAUUUCUUUGGAGCAUCAAAGUAUAGACUCUUUAACUGGUGGGACCUAUGUGCUCCAUUGCAGGGAUGGGUCUGAGAUUAAGUUGCAGUAUAUUUUUCAUAAUCUUGCAAUCUGAUGCAUCGAGGAAUGAAAAGUCUACUGUAGUUAAAAGAGUCAGCAACUUGUUUUUGUUAUUAUGAUUAUACUUUUUGAGCAAAGCCGCCUGUAUGGUACAGAGCGCCAUUAACAUGGGUUUUGUCUUUAUUACCUGUGGUAAGAGAAGAGAAAUGAUCCGAGUUCUAGUUCAGUAAGCCAUGUGAUCUGAAUCAUGUGACGGGGUUUCAGAUUCAAAUCCAAAGCAAAUUCAUUAUUUGGAUGCCGUGAUUGCUCCAAUAUAACCUUUCACUAAUCUAACUGAGCUCCCUGUACUGGAGCCUUCGUAUCUUCAAGUCAGAAUGAGUAGUUCCUUGCGUAUUUUAAUUUC